Messenger RNA from Aspergillus niger, 786 nucleotides. RefSeq lists its product as uncharacterized. The transcript is spliced from 5 exons. Bases 1 to 786 code for a protein of 261 amino acids. Gene Ontology annotation, molecular function: oxidoreductase activity, acting on the CH-OH group of donors, NAD or NADP as acceptor. NCBI's taxonomy places the organism in Eukaryota, Fungi, Ascomycota, Eurotiomycetes, Eurotiales, Aspergillaceae. The record is from RefSeq and is a predicted model, not a curated record.
AUGGACCUCUUCUCCCUCGAAAACACAACCGCCCUUGUCACCGGCGGCACCCGCGGCAUCGGCCAGCAAAUGGCCAUUGCCCUCGCCGAAGCCGGCAGCGACGUGAUCCUCGUCCAGAGAGACAUAUCCAACACCGAAACCAAACAACGCAUCGAAUCCCUCGGCCGCAAAGCAACCAUCUACACCGCCGACCUCUCCUCCCGGGAGUCCGUCUCACAACUUACGCCUACCCUCCUAUCCGACAGCCACGACAUCAGCAUCCUAGUCAACUGCGCCGGCAUCCAACGCCGGCACCCCAGCCAUUUAUUCCCAGACAGCGACUGGGACGAAACAAACCUAACUACAAUUUUCACCCUCUGCCGUGACCUUGGCGCCUACAUGCUCACCCGCACCCCAGACGCCACCGGCCACCGCGGCUCCAUUAUCAACGUCGCCUCGCUGGUCUCCUUCCAGGGAGGAAUAACAGUUCCUGCGUACGCGGCUGCGAAGGGCGGCGUGGCGCAACUCACGAAAGCGUUGUCGAAUGAGUGGGCGAGCAAAGGAAUUAAUGUCAAUGCGGUGGCGCCCGGAUAUGUGGCUACGGAGAUGAACACGGCGUUGUUGAAUGAUCAGGAUCGUGCGAGGAGUAUACUUGAACGCAUUCCGGCGGGGAGGUGGGGCACCGCAGAGGACUUUAAGGGCGUUACGGUGUUCUUGGCUGGGAAGGCGAGUCGUGGUAUCCUGUUACCAGAGAGAGAGGAUGUACCAUCUACUCUACGUCGUGUCUUUCCCCAGAAUAGAAUAUAA